Messenger RNA from Psilocybe cubensis, 933 nucleotides. RefSeq lists its product as uncharacterized. Lineage: Eukaryota; Fungi; Basidiomycota; Agaricomycetes; Agaricales; Agrocybaceae. Bases 1 to 933 code for a protein of 310 amino acids. The record is from RefSeq and is a predicted model, not a curated record. The transcript has a single exon.
AUGAUCCAAUUUCCAAUGUUAGACUCAUUACAUCUCGAAAUCGGGCGUUGCGACGACGGAGCAACGGGACCGAUCACUCUCUUUGAAAAUUGUCCGGCGCUGCGCGAAGUCGUGUUGGACUUGCACCCUACGCACCCCUUCAGGAUCAACAUUCCAUGGGGCCAGAUCACUCAUCUCGACAUGCUUCACGGGAAUCAUCCCAUAGCAGACUCGACAUGGCGAACAUUGAUUAGAAUGCUCGAUAGUUUAGAGGUUGGACGAUUUUGUCUAGCGGGCCGGGUUCCUGGACUGGAUGACCCGUUCCUCACACAGCAACACGCAACUAUCGACGUCGUGAACGUUUUCGAGCUCCGAAGGUUACAUGCUCUGACGAUCAGAUUUGUCGGUCAGGAGUUGCCCCAGAAUCGGAACAUUUGGCUACUAAAAAAUUUGCAUUUCCCAGAGCUGCGCGACUUCCAUUUCUCCUUUUUCCCCGCGUCUACCCUUCCUUCGUUUUUCUUCUGGCGGAACGAAAACCUGCAGAAUCCAUUACAUCCUCAGCUUCAUAAGCUCAAAUCUCUUACAUUAUGGGCAAUAUCUGUGACCACUCCCGAGUUGAUCGAGCUGCUCAAACUCACAACGUCGCUGGAGAGGUUCCGAUUUAAAGGGGCGGCUAAGUGGACAUUACGGUACCUGGUGGGUUCUCUGAAGACCAAAACAGAAGAACGCUUUUCCGUAGCACCGUCGUUGACGAAUCUCAUUGUAUGGGCCGAAAACAUGUCCAAGAGCGAUGUACAACUUUGUAUGUCCAUGAUUUCUGAUCGACAGGGGCUGGGACGUGGAUCUUUUAAGAUGUCCAUUUUCUGCCGGAAAAGGCUGAAGCACCUCCCGGACGGGUUUAUGGUUAUUGUCGACUCGGAAGAUCUCGCUGGGGCAGAAUUUCUUAGCCAUUGA